UGACGUCACACUCACUACGCUACAUUCUGCAGCAGGGCGGUCUACUGUGAAUUCCUAAUGGGAAUCAAAUCUCUAAUCCAUAUCAUGAAGAUUAGAGGCACGCGCUGAUAACACUGGGUCCAUCAGCAUGAGAAAGUGUAAAUGCGAGCCGAUAGAGAGCAUUGUUCAUUUAUCAGUUCACGUUGAUAACGACCUUUAUUAUAUAGAGCCCUGUAUAUUCUAAACCAAGGGGUGAGCAUUUAUCUAACUGAUCAGUUUAUCAUUGGUUAUGGAUUGGGACGAGAAAGGAAUGGAUCUGCAAAAUUGAUGUUAUACAAGGUAAACGGACCUUUCACUGGUUACAAAGUGAUGGACCUUCUGAUGCAGACGUACUAGCAAACGCUUAGUACCAACAUGACGAUACGAAAAUAUGUCAGAAGCUCACGCUAGCAUAGUAGGUCCCAAACAGCACUACAAAUUUAUGUUUGAAAAUUAAAUGUCAACGGCCUACAUGUACCAGAACAUGCGGGUAUGAUCAUGUACCAGAAGUGUGAUAUCAACAAAUUACUAAUCACCACAUGUUGAAAGUGAUUGACAAAGUUUAAAUGUCCUAAAAUGUACAGAGGAGAACCUGUUGGUCCAUUGGGCACAAGGUAUCACAAAAGACCGGGGUACGUGGGCGCCGCAAAACUCGGCGACCCCCGCGAAGUAUUAAGAACGAAUAUAAGGACACAGUACGGAGCCUUGGCACGGACGAGGCUAAAUGAAAACGAACGGCGAAACGCGGAGAAUGUUCAUGACAGUGACGAUGACACGGAUGAGGAUGAGAAUGAAGGCAUUAAACGCGUACCCUCAAACGUGAGCCUGGCCAGCGUGGAUCAACAGAAAAAUGACCCUGGGAAUAGAGGGUCCUUACGGUCUCUGGAAGGACUCACUGACGAUGAAUUAGGCGAUAUGAGGUCGUCUAAUUUGCCGUUAAAUCCGGCUGAGAUACGACGGAAUUUAUCAAAAAGGCGAGCCAAAAAGAAGACCAUGCAGAUGACUAUUUAUGCUAUUGUAUUUUUCAAUUGGCUUGCUUACCAGGCUCUUUUUGUCAACUUCAUGGAUUUUACAGAAGAUUCCUCCGUCGUCUUAUUCACGGACAGGGCUGCAGGAGCGUUAAAGGAUUCAUACGCUAUGUUGGCCUGUUUACCGAGAGAGAUAAAUGGCGGAGAUCAGUAUAUUUCUGUGAGAAAUGCCACCUUCAUCACUGCAGUGUGUUUAGUUGGGGACGGUCUUGGUGUUCAGAGAUCCAUUCUGUUUUCCAUAGGCCCCAACCAGCGGCGAAAUCAGCAGACGAAACGUGACAUCAUAAACUGGACAUACUUUUUAGUAAACCUGGCCUGUCUGAUACCUUUUCUGUUAAAAGAUGUGUUGGACGUAGUUACAUGUAAUAAGCAGCUGGACACCUUGUACUGGUGCAUAAGCUUUUCCCCAGCAACUGUUCUUCUUGCCGUAAACCUACUUUUACUGACCUACAGGCGAAAAGGGUUUAAAAAAGACAAGAGCAAAGAAAAAGACAAGUCAAACCUGGUUAAGGUUGCGCAGACUAUCUACUCGAGUUCCAUCCGGGGAUCUUUGACGAAUGGAGGUAGCACAGCGAACAAGAGAGGCGCCACCAAACCGUAUAGGCCUCUGAAGAAACAGGAGCAGAUAAUAGAGGAAAAACGUAACUUGACAAGGUCGUUCAUAAAGCUUGUGACAGUGCUGCCUUGUAUUUUACUGGUGCCUAUGGUCUACAGCGAGGCGAUGUAUGUGUUUGAAAAGCAGGCCAAAUGCAUGACUGGGCUCACGAUAAGGAACCGUAUGGUUCCCUUUGGUUGGUACAUACAGUACGGUAUAAGCGUAGUCUUCAUCCCGGUGUUCAACUGUGUUGUAUAUCCAUAUACUCAUAAAAGAUACGGGCCGUCACCAAUCGCAAGACUGACCUUUGGGAGCGUGCUGUUUAUAUUGGCGAUACUGGUAGCCAUCUUCGUUGAAUCUGCUUUGGACGAGGCAGGCUGUGGGAGAGUUAGUGCGGCGCAACUCAUCCCACAGUGGACGUUACUUGGGUUCGGAGCAUUAUUUAUUUUCCCCACGGGUGUGGAGUUUGCCUACAUGGAGUCUCCAGACGGCCUAAAAAGCACAAUUGUCGGCUUUGUGUGGACCACAUAUGGAAUUGGUCUCAUUGUUGGGCAGGCGAUGUUGAAAUUUGUACAUAAAAAAUUUCGAGACGAGGCCUGCAAGUCAAAGCACGGAUGCUCCAAUCAACUGCCCCCUCUCGUCGCUCUUCUCAUAUUUCUAGUGGUCGGACACGUGAUCUUCAUCGCGGGGGUGUACUUUUACAAGCAGCCUCCCCCCAGGUCCCAGGACAGAUCUUUGAACCAGAACGACAGCCGAGAGUCGCGACGGCGUUAGACAUCCAGUGUCGAAUGUUAUAGAGAUUAUAAUUGCACAUGUACAUGUAUUUUCCAAUUAGGCAAAGCUGAGCUAAGGAACGACUGGAUUUUCCGCUUUGCUUUAGUUUCUCGGCAUAGCCGCGUUCGAAGAUAAUACUCAUGGGUUAUUAUUAUUAUUAUUAUUAUUGUAAGUAACAUAAUUAAAUUUUGGGUUUAAACAAGAAUAAUUGGUUUUAUUUUUUCUCCCAGUUUGAAUCCAAUUCAAAGGUCUGUAAUUAUUCAGUUUGAUGUAGAAAAAAUUACUUUGAUGGGACUUCGUGGCAUCGUCCAUCAUAAACUCAUAUGAAAAGAACAAAUAAAGGAUAUUCAGGUAUACCGCGGAAAAAUCGGAUAGAACCUUUCUCCUUAAAAUAAAAAGGAAAAAAUAAAGAAAUA
Lingula anatina is the source of this 2831-nucleotide messenger RNA. RefSeq names its product solute carrier family 15 member 4. The record is from RefSeq and is a predicted model, not a curated record. Lineage: Eukaryota; Metazoa; Brachiopoda; Lingulata; Lingulida; Lingulidae. Gene Ontology annotation, cellular component: membrane. Gene Ontology annotation, molecular function: transmembrane transporter activity. Gene Ontology annotation, biological process: transmembrane transport.